Messenger RNA from Cloeon dipterum, 1513 nucleotides. RefSeq names its product DNA polymerase beta-like. Gene Ontology annotation, biological process: double-strand break repair via nonhomologous end joining; base-excision repair. Lineage: Eukaryota; Metazoa; Arthropoda; Insecta; Ephemeroptera; Baetidae. The coding region runs from base 197 to 1282 and encodes 361 amino acids. The record is from RefSeq and is a predicted model, not a curated record. Gene Ontology annotation, molecular function: DNA-directed DNA polymerase activity; DNA binding. The transcript is spliced from 6 exons.
GCUGGCUACAGCCGUACAGCCACAUACUUAAGAUUCCUCUCGUUUUGCGAUAUUUCUCAGCAAUAAUUUCCUUUUUUCUCAACCCCACUCUAGGUCCCUGCUGGUUUGUCCUCCGCAAAAUAGACAAAUUCAAUGAAUCUGCAGUAUUAACCUCUAUUAAAAUUAAUUCGGCCUGUAGUCGAAUUCCCCUUUUCCAAUGCUGAGUUUGCCGGCAAGAAGGAUUGCAACUUGUUAUCUCACACUGAUUGGCGGCAAAAUGAGUACAUCAGCGGCAGCUAAAGAUCUCAACAAGGAUCUCUGCGGCAUGUUGAAACAACUAGCGGAAUACGAGUUGGCAGUAAACAAAAACAUGUACAAAAGUCGUGCCUACAAACAGGCGGCGGCCACCCUGGCUAAAUUGGACUACAAAGUCUCCUCAGGAGAAGAGGCGAAAAAGCUGAAGGGCAUCGGCGACAAGAUCAGCAAGAAAAUCGACGAGUUCCUUGCCACCGGCACUUUAAGAAAGCUCGACAAUAUUCAUAAAGACGCCAACAGCGAAGCAAUAAUUCUGCUAUCCAGAGUGCAUGGAAUUGGAUCAGCGAAAGCUCGCGAGCUGGUCACUGAUUUCGGAAUUAAUUCAUUAGAGCAGCUCCGGCAGCGUCAGGACGAGCUCAACCUCAAUCAUCACCAAUUAAUUGGCAUCAAAUACUUUGAGGAUUUUGAGCAGCAAAUUCCCCGAAAGGAGAUCAUAAAAGUGGAGAAAAUAGUAAAAGAUCACAUUGCCAACUUCGACCCUGAGCUGCAAGUUACAUUUUGUGGGAGCUACCGGCGCGAAAAACCUGAGAGCGGUGACAUGGACAUUUUAGUAACAAAGUCAAGCUAUGUCUCCACGUGUGACAAAAAAGAAGGAUCCACCAUCCUCCGCAACUUUGUCAGCGAACUGGAAAAAAUCCAAUUGAUCACCGGUACCAUCUCCAUUGGCGACGUCAAAUUUAUGGGUGUUAGUAACAUAGGUAGAGUUAAAGGGCACGAGAAGAAAGACGCGUUGUACCGCCAUGUGGACAUCCGGGUUUGUCCCAGUGAUCAGUACCAUUGUCACAUUCUGCACUUUACUGGCAGCAGCCUCUUCAACAAGAACAUGCGCCAGCACGCCCUUUCGCAGGGCUACACCCUGAAUGAGUACAGUCUCCGGCCUGUUGGAACUGCAGGCACUGCUGGAUCGCCGGUGAUUAUCAACACGGAAAGGGACAUUUUUGAGUACAUCGACUACCCUUACCGAGAACCAAAGGACAGGAAUGAUUAAUGUGAUUUGAUAAUUUUGUUUGUAGCAAAAACGUCUACUUAAAAUUCUGUUUUUAAAAAUAAAUUAAUUUAAAUAAGUCUGUAUCAUAAUAAACUAAAUUAAUCUUGCCAAUAUCUCAAAUUAUGCCAUAUUAGGUCCAACACCUAGAAGUCAGUGUGGCCCUUUUCACUGCACAAUUUAUUAAAAAUGUUUUCCCCUCGACAUUUAAAAUAAAGCCAACUUUUAAGCUUA